Rotaria socialis is the source of this 780-nucleotide messenger RNA. Lineage: Eukaryota; Metazoa; Rotifera; Eurotatoria; Philodinida; Philodinidae. The record is from the annotation of a GenBank genome assembly.
AUGAAGAACUUCAAUUUUUUCAAAAUUCUAUUGGAGAAUUUCUAUCAAUAUUUAUUAAAAGCACUGUCCGAUGUUCAUGCAAAUAUAGCUGAUUCAUAUUAUGGAUUAGGAAUCAUUAUGGAUAAUAAAGGAGAUUAUGAAUCAAGUUUAAAAUGGCAUAAAAAAUGUAUUCAAAUUAGAAACGAAACUCGAUUAAUGAAUGAUUCAAGUAUUGCCUAUAUUUACAAUAGCACAGCUAAUGUUUAUCAAAAGCAAGGAGCUUAUAAACACGCAUUAGAAUAUUAUAAUAAAACAUUAAAUUUAUGCAAAGAAAUUUUCGGUGAAAAUCAUUCUGGCAUUGUCAUGCGUUUAAAUAACAUGGCCUGUAUAUAUGCAAGUGAAAAAAGAUAUUCCGAAGCACUUGAAUGCCAUCGAAAAGCUCUGAUAAUUAACCAAUCACAUUUACCUGACGAUCAUUUUGAUUUUAGUGCAACACAUAAUAAUCUUGCGAUCGUUUACAGUUAUAUGAGUCAAUUCGAUUUAGCAUUGGAACAUUUUAAUGUGCCAUUAGCAAUUAAAUCGAAAUCUACUUUCAUAAAUCAACUUGAUACAGCAUUAACAUUGAAAAAUAUCGGUCUGAUUUAUGAAAUGAAAGAAGAUUUUUUACAAGCGAAAUCAUUUUACGAAAGAGCUGCUGCUAUUCGUCAUCACAUUCUAUCGUCAACGCAUUGUGAUGUGAUUCAAAUUGAACACGAUAUUAAACGAAUUUCAAUCAAAAUUAAAGAAAAAAUAGUCACAUAG